This is a messenger RNA of Electrophorus electricus (electric eel), 6645 nucleotides long. It is a transcript of the gene dnajb6b, whose product is annotated as DnaJ heat shock protein family (Hsp40) member B6b. Lineage: Eukaryota; Metazoa; Chordata; Actinopteri; Gymnotiformes; Gymnotidae. Gene Ontology annotation, molecular function: Hsp70 protein binding. The record is from RefSeq and is a predicted model, not a curated record.
CGUACAGUACGAUCGCCACGCGCAGCGCCCUCGCGCAGUCCGCUGCACGUCUGUCGUGAGGUGACAGUCCUGGAUUUCUCCGACCUGACGGUGUUUAUUUAUCCUGACAGUGUUUAUCCGACCUGACAGUCGUGUGUUUUCUGACCACAGGAGCUUUUUUUCCCCUUCCGAUAGCGCUUCCCAGGAUUGGUGCGUGUUGUUCCAGAAGCCAAAGACGUCGGACGUUGUUGUCGGACUUCACGAAGGACGAGGCAGGGCUACUCCGUGCUGGCCGAAUCCAACAGCUCCCAGGAGCAGAAUCCCCAUAGCUGAGCCAUGAUGGAGUACUACAACAUUCUGGGCAUUCCGAAAAACGCCUCUCCAGACGAAAUAAAGAAAGCGUACAGAAAACAGGCCUUGAAGUGGCAUCCUGAUAAAAACCCAGAUAACAAAGAAGAAGCUGAGAGGAGAUUUAAAGAGGUCUCGGAGGCUUAUGAAGUUCUCUCAGAUGAAAACAAACGCAACAUGUAUGACAGAUAUGGCAAAGAAGGCCUAACUGGAAAUGGUGGCAGAGGAAAUUAUGAGGACCAUUUCAAUGGUGGAUUCACAUUCCGUAAUCCUGAAGACGUCUUUAGGGAAUUCUUUGGGGGCAGAGAUCCAUUUGCAGAUUUCUUUGGAGAUGACCCCUUUGAUGAUUUCUUCGGUGGUGGGCGUCGGCAGAGGAGCGGGAGGAGUCAUAGCACCGCCCCUUUCUCUGCCCCCUUCUCACACGGCUUUGGGGGAUUCCCCCCGUUUGGUGGCUUCUCCGGAUUUGACUCAGGUUUCUCCUCUUUCGGGUCGAUGGGUGGAGGUGGCUUCACUUCCUUCUCCUCUUCCUCGUUUGGUGGUGGAGAGAGGAUGGGAAACUUCCGCUCAGUGUCCACCUCCACUAAAUUCAUCAAUGGCAGGAAGAUCACCACCAAACGCAUUGUGGAAAAUGGGCAGGAGCGUGUGGAGGUGGAGGAAGACGGCCAGCUGAAGUCUCUCACAGUCAAUGAUUGUCGUGAAUACAGUGCUUUAGGGGAGGAGCAGACUCGACAGAGGCGGAGCGCCCUGCCUGGCCCGACCUCCCGUUACCUUAGAAACAUUGUGGGAGAGGAUGCAGAGGAAAGAGGGCAUCAGGGUCUCAUAGUCAGAGGUCUCCUUGACAACAAAAGAAAGAACCUCUGGCUGAAGGAGUCCAAAAUGAAGCGGACCCCACACUCCCCGACUCUGAUUGGGUCCUGGUACUGAGGAUGUUCACCACUCAGCACUUUUUAGCCAUUUGAACAGCAAAUACUCACGACUCAGCAUCUUUUUGUGUCAGCAGUAAAUUCUGAUAAAUGCUACGACGUUUGUGCCCCUACACACACUCAUUCAUACAUAUUACCCCAUUAAUAUCAAAUGUGUCUGUAAUGCCAGUAAUUCUGCUUUCCUUAAUGAGCUGGUUGCCAUUAAUACACAGACUGCUAUACCAACUAGAAACACAUUUAUUUGAUUUUCUGAAAACUUCACUUCACAAGCCACCAGUCCUGAUGAAAGAUUAGUGGUUUAUGCACUCAGCCUGCACUGGGAGUCUAAAAGCCACAUUUUCAGAUUCAACUGUAGAAGCAACACUGACAUGUUUGCUCACGCUGACCUUUAACAGGGCCUGACUUGCAGACUUACUGGGAUCCUCAGCAAAAACGCCUAUGAAAAAAAAUGUCUUUGAUGUUAAUCUGAGAGGCAUUUAAUCUUUCCACGAGUUCAUAUUUUCCAAAACACACCAUGUCUAUUGUCACCACUGUAUGCAGGGCUUAGUAUGGCGUCUGACUGCCAAAAUAACACCAGUGAGACUUUCCCCUCUAAUAUAAUAGAUUUAAUCUAAUAGAUUUUCCCUCUAAUAUAACUGUAACAUGGGUGAGGCGGAUAAUGAGGUCGAACACACAUGCAAAGUAGCAGCGCCUUGGACUUGAGAACGAGCAGAAUCCAAAACAGGGGAAGACAUGGUGAAAAUGAUAAACAGGACAAUGUUUUACAGAUAAGAUAAACAGGACAAAUUACUCGUUUAAUAACAAACACCAGGAACAAACAAGAAGGAUAAGAGGUCAAUUCAGGGUGAGGGUGAGCACUGGAUGAAUAAGGGGACAAAAUAUUAAGGGGGAACCUACGGGAUAACAAGGAAGCAUAACAUAGACAAAUAGGGUAAAAAGCAAAGAAGGGGAGUACAAAGAACUGGGUUACUGAAGUAGGUCAACAAUGACCAAGACUAAAUUACAGGUAACAGAUAUACAAGGACAACCACACACUUGUAUGAGUUAACUAAGGGGAAAGAAACCUAAAGGGAGCAAAGCCACGAGGACAGAGAGUAGACUACGAUGUGGGAUGAUAGAUCAGGAAAGACACUUAGGAGAGUACACAAAAAUAACGUAUAGCAGACAGGAGAUCAGAAUCAACUUAACGAACAUGAACCGGGAAGGCAAUACCAACAAAGAAGGCAACAUAAACUAGAAUAUCGAGUAAGAACAUGUAGGAACCAAACCAAAGAUAACACUAACAGGAGAAUAACACUAGUAAACGGAGAGAGUAGCUUAACUUGGAACACCAAGAACGAGCACAGCGUAACCAUAAGCGAGGCAGAGUCAGAACAUCAAAAAUACAUAGAAAUGAAAUUAGAAAUGACCAACAACCCUAAGAUUCAGUCAAACGGUUUAAAUAUACAAAGAUAACAAGAUUAUAAACAAGAAGCAGGUGAAAGCAAUGAUGGGCGUUUAAAAUAAACGAGGGGGUGGAGAAAACGAAACUAAGGACUGGAACACACGGAAGAGAUCAUGAAGCCAGGGAAACAGGAGAAGCUCCGGUCCGCGAACAUGACAUUAACACCAGUGAGACUUUCCCCUUUAAUAUACCAGCAGUGAGACUUUCCCUCUAAUAUAACACCAGUGAAACUUUUCCCUUUAAUAUAACACCAGUGAGAUUUUCCCUCUAAUAUAACACCAGUGAGACUUUCCCCUCUAAUAUAACACCAGUGAGACUUUCCCAUCUAAUAUAACACCAGUGAGACUUUCCCCUCUAAUAUAACACCAGUGAAACUUUCCUUCUAAUAUACCAGCAGUGAGACUUUUCCCUCUAAUAUAACACCAGUGAAACUUUUCCCUUUAAUAUAACACCAGUGAGAUUUUCCCUCUAAUAUAACACCAGUGAAACUUUCCUUCUAAUAUACCAGCAGUGAGACUUUUCCCUCUAAUAUAACACCAGUGAGACUUUCCCCUCUAAUAUAACACCAGUGAGAUUUUCCCUCUAAUAUAACACCAGUGAAACUUUCCUUCUAAUAUACCAGCAGUGAGACUUUUCCCUCUAAUAUAACACCAGUGAAACUUUUCCCUUUAAUAUAACACCAGUGAGAUUUUCCCUCUAAUAUAACACCAGUGAAACUUUCCUUCUAAUAUACCAGCAGUGAGACUUUUCCCUCUAAUAUAACACCAGUGAAACUUUUCCCUUUAAUAUAACACCAGUGAGAUUUUCCCUCUAAUAUAACACCAGUGAAACUUUCCUUCUAAUAUACCAGCAGUGAGACUUUUCCCUCUAAUAUAACACCAGUGAGACUUUCCCCUCUAAUAUAACACCAGUGAGAUUUUCCCUCUAAUAUAACACCAGUGAAACUUUCCUUCUAAUAUACCAGCAGUGAGACUUUUCCCUCUAAUAUAACACCAGUGAAACUUUUCCUUUUAAUAUAACACCAGUGAGAUUUUCCCUCUAAUAUAACACCAGUGAAACUUUCCUUCUAAUAUACCAGCAGUGAGGCUUUUCCCUCUAAUAUAACACCAGUAAGACUUUUCCCUCUAAUAUAACACCAGUGAGACUUUCCCAUAAUGUGUUAUGAAUUGUCACAGACUGCAGGUUUUCCAGUGGAGUUAAAAUUAAUUUCUGUAAUCAGUGCCCCACUUUGGUGUGGACAUUUUCUUUGGAUCACUUAGAUGUCUGACAGAGGCAUCCAGACGUUUCCCAGCUCUCCUUGUGGACUCAUGAUGGACUCAUCAUGGACUCAUGAUGACAUGAAACUAGAUUUCUACAUCUUUAGGGGAAAGCUUCAAACAUACAGGAUGUGUUUUUCAGAUCUUUAUCUAUUCCAAAAUCAAUGCAUAAUUUUCCAUCAGUGCUCAAGUUGUUUAAAACUACAACUGCAUGAAUAUAGUUUAUCUGUUUUUUGUAAUGGUCAUCAGUUUGUGUGUAUGAUUUAUGUGUGUGAUCUGUGUGAUCUCUGCUCGUUCCCACACUGAAUGCAGAUGGCUGUGUGUGGCCAUCAGUGAAAAUGCUUUUAGUGAAAGUACAUUAAGUAGAUGGGAAACACUCCGAUUGUGUAGAUUAAGUAGAUGGGACACACUCAGAUUGUGUAGAUUAAGUAGAUGGGACACACUCAGAUUGUGUAGAUUAAGUAGAUGGGACACACUCAGAUUGUGUAGAUUAAGUAGAUGGGACACACUCAGAUUGUGUAGAUUAAGUAGAUGGGACACACUCAGAUUGUGUAGAUUAAGUAGAUGGGACACACUCAGAUUGUGUAGAUUAAGUAGAUGGGAAAGACUCCGAUUGUGUACAUUAAGUAGAUGGGACACACUCCGAUUGUGUACAUUAAGUAGAUGGGACACACUCCGAUUGUGUACAUUAAGUAGAUGGGAUACACUCACUGAUUCUUAGUUUUAGUAUCCCACACCUCCCCAAAAAAGAGGCUGUUUUUUUGGUUAUUUAUUAAUCAUGUGGAACAUAAUGCAUUAAUAAUAUGGAAAAAAAAUUGGGUUUCAAAUCUUUGCUUUAUUGUGACAAACAUUAUUGUGAAUAAGAGUAUUUAAACAAUCUUUUCUCUCAUGGCAGGGAAAGAAAACAAGUAUUUCCAUCAUCUAUGAGUAUUUGUUCUAAUAAGUACAUGCACAUGUAAGAUGACUUUAAUAUUAACUUUUAAGAUUUUUUGUGGCAUUGAAUCUGAGCCACAAGAGGAGAUCCUGAAAUCUAGCGCAUUAAAUUUGUUUCAUACAGAAGUGUGUCAUCUGAAGUACACCUGAUCUGUGAGCACUGGUAUCAGUGGCUGUGGGAGUUCAUGAACACGACAGAACCUGACCUAACGAAUGUGUCAGAACCUGACCUAACGAAUGUGACAAAACCUGAACUAAUGAACAUGACAGAAACUGACCUAAUGAACAUGACAGAACCUCACCUAACGAAUGUGACAAAACCUGACCUAACGAAUGUGUCAGAACCUGACCUAACGAAUGUGACAAAACCUGAACUAAUGAACAUGACAGAAACUGACCUAAUGAACAUGACAGAACCUCACCUAACGAAUGUGACAAAACCUGACCUAACGAAUGUGUCAGAACCUGACCUAAUGAACAUGACAGAACCUCACCUAACGAAUGUGACAAAACCUGAACUAAUGAACAUGACAGAACCUGACCUAACGAAUGUGACAAAACCUGACCUAACGAAUGUGACAAAACCUGAACUAAUGAACAUGACAAAACCUGACCUAACGAAUGUGACAAAACCUGAACUAAUGAACAUGACAGAACCUGACCUAACGAAUGUGACAGAACCUGACCUAAUGAACAUGACAGAACCUGACCUAACGAAUGUGACAGAACCUGACCUAAUGAACAUGACAGAACCUGACCUAACGAAUGUGACAGAACCUCAGCUAAUGAAUGUGACAAAACCUGAACUAACGAAUGUGACAAAACCUGACCUAAUGAACGUAACAGAACCUGACCUAAUGAAUGUGCCAGAACCUCACUUAACGAAUGUGACAAAGCGUGACCUAACGAAUGUGAUAAAAUCUGACUUAAUGAAUGCGACCUAACCUGACCUAACGAAGGUGACAGAACCUGACCUAAUAACUGAUGAUGGGGAGCGACCCCAACUGACUGAUGGACAAAGGGAACAUUCAGUAUAGGACAAGAAGAGAAAGGGAUGGAGGGAAGGAUAGAGAGGUGGGAGAGAGAUGGAGGCAGAAAAAGGAGAGGGUUUGAGUUGUAGCAGGCACUGACAUCAGCAGGUCUGGGAAAAGAAAAAAGAUCUGGAAGGAGGUAAGCAGGAGGGGCAAAAGGACAGAAAGAGAAAGCUGGAGAGAGAAGGGGAGAGAUGGAGAGAGAGAAAUAGAGGUAGAGAGAAAGAGACCACUGAAUUAUUUACCUUCCAAAGUGAGAGAACAAGUGGGCACCAGUGGUGCUGUGGUGCUGCAGGCCUGAACUUAACCACUCUAUCAAUAUUUCAGACAGCGCUCCAGCCUGAGCACGCGCCUCCCCCCAGGGCUUUUAUGACCGUGACACAUCAGGGCUCACUUUCAUUUUGUUUCUGAUCGUGCAAGACAUUCACCUUGCAUCUGAAAACUUCAAACAUUUCUCAUCUUGCAACUUUUUUUGGCAGACUCUCUGUCUGCCUCCACGCACAGGUUUCUCAUGGAACUUCCUCUUGUAAUGAUAUAAGUGCAUCAGUUACUCUCCAUGCAGCUCGGAAGUCUAUCAGAAGUCUCAGAAUCGCUACAGCAAUCAGAAUGGUUCUGUUAUUUUGUUCUGUACUUUUUCUGUAUUUGGGAAAACUGGUAUUUUUUGUGUGUGUUUCUUUGUUUUUUUUUUCCCUAAAAACACAUCAAUAAAUGUUCAGAAAUUCCUGCAUAAA